This is a messenger RNA of Aspergillus niger, 1713 nucleotides long. RefSeq lists its product as hypothetical. Bases 1 to 1713 code for a protein of 570 amino acids. Lineage: Eukaryota; Fungi; Ascomycota; Eurotiomycetes; Eurotiales; Aspergillaceae. The record is from RefSeq and is a predicted model, not a curated record. The transcript is spliced from 2 exons.
AUGGCACACAAUCCGCCAAAAGACAACCAACCCCGUCAAAAGGCCAGCGCAAAGCGUGUCAAACGCGAGCCAAAGUCCCAGCACACCAACCCUCAACCACAAGUAUUCAAACCAGCUCGUCAUCCGAAAGCAUUACCCUUGAAAGGAGGCAUGGCGAAAAUGAAGAAGACAGCUGCCGCUCGAAGGCGAAGAAAGCUUUUUAGCCAGGAUUAUUGGGAUGAGCAGCCAAAGAUCCAUUUAACUUACACCGCACUUAUGGAGUUCCGCCACCGCGAAGGAACGAUUAGGUGGGGAAACGGUCGUGACGAGACACCAGCACUGGAGACUAGCUGCAAGACUGUCGAGGACUUUGCGAAAAGAGGCGGGCCUGAUCUGACGCACCUCUGUGAUGUAGGCUAUCUGGAACACAACGGUGUGGAGAAACGGCUUGGUAGGGAUCGCGAGCCGUCCAAUAUUGAGUAUCUUCGACAAAUUAUGAGACAAGAUCGGUCCGAUAUGGAUAAUAUGGGUCAGGGAGCGCGGCUUAAUCUUACCAGAUUGAUCACGCAAUACAAGACCAGAACUAACGCGUUGCGAGGUAUCUACUUGAACCUCUUCGGGUACGAAAGUACAGAAACCGAGAACCAUAGGGGUAAGGCUUUAGAGGGAACGAUAACAGCAACGAAAAAGUACUUCUACAACCUCGAUCCCAUAGUGCCACAUAUGAUCUCAGCCAGGCCUGAUCUUGUCGACGGAGCCGAUCCGAAGGACCUCAUGGGACAAGUGAAUGAAGCCGAGGAAAAUGAUGAGAAGGACGAGGAACCUGAGCGAAAAGGAAAAAGAGGAAUUGGGCAGGGAAAGGACAAGGCGAAUGAAAAGGGGAAGAAGAGAGAAAAACAACCAACCAUACACACAAUCCUUGAGAGAUACAUCACCCCCUAUCACCUUUUGGAUGACGUGCAAGAAGACGAAGAAGACCCCAACAAGAUGAUCUUGCCGAACUUUUUCCUCUACAACUUGCUCAAGCAUAACGAUCAAUUUGCUGGGGCACGUGCUGCCUUGCAUAGUGGUGCCCUUGGGGCUCGGGCACUACGUGAGCUGGAGCAGUAUACCAAAGGCAACAUUCCAUUUGAUAGGCGGGCGCAUACAUUUGUUGCUGUGCUUGCAACCACCCAUAUGACUAUUUAUGCUAUUCAUCCGAUUUCGCCGCCUGAAAGAGAACAGAGAGAGAUGGACUUCCAGAUGACGGCGAUCAAGGCUUUCAGGUUUGAUGAUGAUAGUCUCGAUGAAGGUCAGCUCGUCGAAAGAUAUAAGGAUGGGAUUAGUGCAUUGAGAAAUCUCAGGGAAGAGGCACAUCGCUAUCGGCAAAUGCUCAUUCGUCAGGCAAACGGCGACUACGGCGGCGACGACGGCGGCGACGACGACGACGACGACGACGAUGACAGCAAUAAUGAAGACAGUAUUGAAAGCUAUGAUGGGGACGAGGAUAGUGAAGGUGAUAAUAUUGCAGGUGAUGGUAGUGAUGAUGGUGGUGAUGAUGGUGGUGAUGAUGGUGGUGAUGAUGGUGGUGAUGAUGGUGGUGAUGAUGGUGGUGAUGGACGAGGACAAUAUGACGGUAACAUGGAAGAUGGCCGUGACAAUCCCGACAGUGAACCAGCGACGAAAAGGAAGAGUGAACCAAAUUCCGGGGUAGGGAUGAUGGGAUCUUUGUUCAAAAGGCUCAGACGAAGAUAA